UCAGCAGAGGUAAUCCAGACAGAGCAGGCUGGUUUGGUUUAAUCUGGAAGGUUGUUGUAAUAACUGACAGACGGAAAAGCACAGGGAAAGGCCUGGCAGCUGUAUAAAGCUCCCUCUGAGCCUUGAGCCCUGUAGAAGUACAUCAGCCUCAGCCACCAGUAUGACCAGCCAGUCCCAAGGAAUCCAGCAGCUUUUGCAGGCAGAAAAACGUGCCAAGGACAAGCUGGAGGAAGCCAAAAAGAGAAAGGGAAGGAGACUGAAGCAGGCCAAAGAAGAAGCUAUAGCUGAGAUAGAUCAUUACCGGCUGCAGAAGGAGAAGGAAUUCAGGAACAAGCAAAUGAACGUAACGGGCUCCCAAGGUAACCUCUCUGCUCAAAUAGAAGAGCAAACAACAGAAACCAUCCGAAACCUCACCAGCAGCUACCAGAAGAACAAGGAGAGCACAUUGAAAAGGCUUUUGAACAUAAUAUAUGAAGUCAAGCCCGAAAUCCACCCGAACUUUAAAUAUGCAGCUUAAGAUCAACUAUAUCUAGGGAAGGAUGUUUGAAAAAGUAGCUUAUUUCUCAAUAACCACAGAUAGUUCUUCCUCUAUUGUUUCUGAAUGUGAGAGAGAAAACACUGAAGCCAAAGAGUACAGUUCCACAAAGGUUCCGAUGUGAUGACAACCAUGCAGGGUUUCACAAGCAUUUGGUUGGAAUAGUGUUGUUGCUUGUGUUGUGCUUGCAGCCAAACCCCUGUCACUGGAACGGGUGCAAGUCAAAAAUUACAGAAGAAAUGAUUAUUUGACAAAAGCAGCUUUUCAGUGGGAGUCUCUCUCAUAUCAAAUGUUCUGUACUAAAUGGGUUGUUGCAUAAUAUCUGUUUAUCCCAAUCUUUAGUGUACUUCAAAUCACGUGAAGCCGAAUAUCACAAAAAUAAAAUCAACGCAUUUCUACUGAGGCUAUGACACAUGUAGCAGUCGGGUUAUGGAAUAUACAGGAACUGCCAGUUUUUGGUUAAAAGUAAGACAUCAGAACAAUUCUAUUCUUUUUAAUCCUAAUAUAAAGCAAAAUAUAGAUAUCUGUGUUCAAAAAGCCGCAUUCCAAGUAUCAUCCUGCUGUUUAAAUACAUUACAAGCUAUAUAACAGUUUUUUUAAGUCUGAAAGAUGACAGCAGCAAUCAUUUAUAAACUUGCCUAUGUUCAAGGUGCACUCUAGCACGCUCAUCAUUGCACUUACACCGAAAGCACAGAAAUCCUUCAGCUCAGACUGCUAUGCUAACUAGUCCCUUAUUCCACAAGAAGUCCAU
This is a messenger RNA of Coturnix japonica (Japanese quail), 1286 nucleotides long. It is a transcript of the gene ATP6V1G3, whose product is annotated as ATPase H+ transporting V1 subunit G3. The record is from RefSeq and is a predicted model, not a curated record. Gene Ontology annotation, cellular component: vacuolar proton-transporting V-type ATPase, V1 domain; vacuolar proton-transporting V-type ATPase complex; synaptic vesicle membrane. Lineage: Eukaryota; Metazoa; Chordata; Aves; Galliformes; Phasianidae. Gene Ontology annotation, molecular function: proton-transporting ATPase activity, rotational mechanism; ATP hydrolysis activity. Gene Ontology annotation, biological process: synaptic vesicle lumen acidification.